This is a messenger RNA of Mytilus trossulus (common blue mussel), 3539 nucleotides long. RefSeq names its product SWI/SNF-related matrix-associated actin-dependent regulator of chromatin subfamily A containing DEAD/H box 1A-like. The record is from RefSeq and is a predicted model, not a curated record. The transcript is spliced from 22 exons. Bases 112 to 3114 code for a protein of 1000 amino acids. Gene Ontology annotation, cellular component: nucleus. Gene Ontology annotation, molecular function: chromatin binding; ATP-dependent chromatin remodeler activity; DNA binding. NCBI's taxonomy places the organism in Eukaryota, Metazoa, Mollusca, Bivalvia, Mytilida, Mytilidae.
UUCACAGACAACAAAAUAAUUUCGCGCGAUUACAGACUGCUAGAAGUUUCAUACUUGGUCGAUACCUAUAUAAUUUGCAGAUGUUUUUAACUAGGAAGAUUAACUAGUAAAAUGAGUGGCAAUCCUAAACUAAACACCUUGCUGCAGUACAGAUUUAUUAAGAAACCUGUAAACAAGAUCCAGUCAGACAACAGUGAUGAGGGAUCAGAAAACAGCCAAGAAAAUCAACCUUCAGACACUGUAGAAACAUGCAGUUCAACACCAACUCUAAAUGGGUCUUCCCAGACAACAGUACCAGAAACUCCAGAGAUUCCCACUAGUCCCUCAUCUCCAGUGUUUCAACAGAAAAGUAAAUUGGUCAAAAAGAAUGUGAUAGAAUCAGAUGAAGAGGUUGAGUCAUCUGGAAAUUGGUUGUCCAAAGAUCAAGGCAUCACGACAAAUGGCAAUGGUUGUCAAAGUACAAAGUCAGCUUCCAAAAGAAAACAGAAGUUAGAUGUUAGGAAUGAACUUAAUGAAUCUUCUGAUGAUGAAGAACUUGAUGGAGGACAGACAGACAAGGUCAGACAGAUAAAAGAUAUGUUCCCACAAGCCAGUACUAAAGAUGCUGUGGCUGUUCUCAGGGUAAAGUUAUGGAACACUGAAGAUGCUGUUGAUAUAUUUAUGUCGGGAAGAGUUCAAGAAACAUUAAAUCCACCAAUGAAGAAGAAGCGAGUGAUCAGAUUUAACAGUAGUGACUCAGAACAGUCAGCUCCUCCAAGGAAAAAGUGCCGUCGUGUUGAGUCUAGUGAUAGUGAAGACAUGGACAGUCAAUCGACUGUCUCAUAUUCUCAGACGGCAGACAGUCAAGCUACUUUGGAGUAUAACAUAGACAGCCAGGAAACAAUACCAGGUUCUCAGGAUCAAAAGGAGCAGAUUAAAUUCCUUGUGGAAGCUUAUCCUGAAAAAUCUAAAAAAUACUUGAGAAAAUUGUUAUCGAAGCAUAACUGGUCUAUAGAGGCUGCAACGGAAAAACUUGAACAAGCAGCUAAAAGGUCUACAGAUGAUUAUGCUGAUGCUUUAGAUGAUGAAGAUGACAAUUAUGAUAGUGAUGAAUGUGCAGACAGUGAAGACAGUAUUGAUGAAGAAGACACUGGACAGAGAGCUGUCAUUCUGGCAUUCUUUGACGAUGCUUCAUUAGAACAACUCAGCACCAUGCCUGGAGUAUCUAAAAGGAAAGCAGAGAUUAUAGAAGGAUUAAAACCAUUUAAAACAUGGGAUAAACUGGUUAAGAGUUUCACCACCACUAAAGGUUUAUCCUAUGAUGUGAUCCAUGGCUGUAAUGAGAUUAUCCGAGUCAGAAAUGUCGUGAUCAAACUGAUGGAGAAAUGUGAGAAAAUAUCUAAGAACAUGGAGAGCAUUGUCUCCUAUCUGACAAAUAAACAGGAUUUAGAAGACUCAGAUAAUGAUGAUAUACAGAUCAAAAAGCAACCAGGAAAUCUAAAUCCAAGUUAUCAGUUGAAACCUUUCCAGAUGGUUGGACUGAAUUGGUUAAGAAUUAUGCAUACCCAGCAUUUAAAUGGUAUCCUAGCAGAUGAAAUGGGUUUGGGUAAGACUAUACAGACAAUAGCAUUCCUGGCACAUCUGUUAGAGGAAGGAGAAAGGGGACCUCAUGUUAUUAUAGUACCAUCAUCUACAAUAGACAAUUGGUUGAGAGAGCUACAUACUUGGUGUCCAGAUUUAAAGCCCCUGAUUUAUUAUGGCUCUAUGGAUGACAGAAGAUCGGUCCGGCAGUCACUUCUAUAUGACAAUUAUGAUAACUACAAUGUAAUAAUCACUACAUACAAUAUGGCUACUGGCAAUGUUGAGGAUCGAUCUCUGUUUAAGAAGCUAGGCUUUCAUUAUGCUAUAUUUGAUGAAGGUCACAUGUUGAAAAAUAUGUCAUCCAUGAGAUAUCAAAAUCUAAUGAAAAUCAAUGCUGAAAGAAGACUGUUGCUUACAGGGACACCAUUACAGAAUAAUCUGCUAGAACUUAUGUCUCUGUUGAGUUUUGUCAUGCCAGAAAUAUUCUCUGGGAAGACGGAACAUCUCAAAAAGAUAUUUUCUAUGAUUACUAGAGCCGGUGAUGACAAAAGCAAGUAUAGUGCUGAGAGAAUAGCUCAAGCUAAACGUAUAAUGAAACCUUUUCUACUGAGACGUCUUAAAUCAGAGGUCCAGAAACAGUUGCCUAAGAAAUCAGAAGAAUUGAUCCGAUGUGAAAUGACCCAUGAACAAAAAAUAAGCUAUGACCAGACUGUGAAAACUUUUGCACAGAGACUUAAAGAGGAAGGGAAUGACAUGUUAAAAGGAGGCGGAGCAUCUAUAUUGAUGCAGCUACGCAAAAUAGCUAAUCAUCCCUUAUUACUACGGAAUCAUUUCAGUGAUGAUAAACUUAGAAAAAUGUCCAAAAUUAUUGCUAAGGAACCAUCACAUAUUGACAGAGGAGCUCUGCCACAACUGAUUUAUGAAGAUCUACAAGUUAUGCAUGAUUUUGAAAUUAUGAAUCUCAUCGACCAUUACAAGAGUUAUUUAGGACAAUUCCAGCUUGACCAAUCAGUAAUAGGAGCAUCUGGGAAAUUUAUCAAAUUAAAACAAUUAUUACAUGACCAAAAGGAAAAGGGAGAGAAAGUUCUUAUAUUUAGUCAGUUUACUAUGUUAAUGGACAUUAUGGAGAAAUUUUUAAAACAAGAGAAAUAUAAAUAUUUAAGAUUGGAUGGCCAGACACCUGUCACAGAAAGACAAGACUUAAUAGAUAAAUUCUCCAAUGAUGACAGUUUGUUUAUCUUUAUGCUGUCUACCCGAGCUGGAGGUAUGGGGAUUAAUCUAACAGCUGCCAGUACAGUUAUUCUGCAUGAUAUAGACUUCAAUCCAUAUAAUGACAAACAGGCAGAAGACAGGUGUCAUAGAGUUGGACAGACAAGAGAAGUUAGCAUCAUUAGACUAAUCAGUAAAGACACAGUAGAGGAAGCCAUGUUGAGAUGUGCACAGGAAAAAUUAAAACUAGAAAAGGACAUCACUACAGAUGAAGGCUCUGAGUCUGGCAGUUCUAAGGAUGUAGCCUCGUUGUUAAGACAAGCUCUGGCUGAUAGCAGUGUAUGAUGACAGUUUAUGUUAGGCCUAUUUGUAUAUUAGAACAAAUGAUGAAGUAUGAAUGUAGAUUAGAUAUAUAUACCAUAAUGAUUGUAAAAAUGUUUUGAAUGAAGUUAAAUAUGAAAUGUAACGAGAUCUUAAAGAAGGAUGAAGUAAAUACAGGACCAAUGUUUUAUGAAUGAAUUACUGAUGUUAAAUACUGUAACAAUUAAAAGAAAUUGAAGUAUUGCAUGAAAUAAUUACCUUCAUUAGUUAUUUAUAUCAUUGAUCAUGUCAUGUUUAUCCUGUAGAUUUUAAAUUUAAUGAAAGUAUGAGAUUGUCUGUAGUUUAAAGUGCAUGUAUAUAGUGGCCAAUCAUUUUCAACAUAAAAUUAUUAUCAUAUUAUAAAAAGAAAAAAUGAACAAUUGUUUUAGUUAAUAGAAUAUGUCUUAAAG